Molecule: messenger RNA, 1875 nt
Organism: Jaculus jaculus (lesser Egyptian jerboa)
Lineage: Eukaryota; Metazoa; Chordata; Mammalia; Rodentia; Dipodidae
Gene: Zp1
Product: zona pellucida glycoprotein 1
Exons: 12
Coding region: 1-1860 (619 amino acids)
Biological process (GO): prevention of polyspermy; binding of sperm to zona pellucida
Cellular component (GO): egg coat
Molecular function (GO): acrosin binding; structural constituent of egg coat
Source: RefSeq, a predicted model, not a curated record
AUGGCCUGGGGGUAUUGUGUAGCCCUGCCACUGCUGGUGGCCACCACCCUGGGGCUAGGUCAGCGACUUCCUGGACUGCAGCACAGCUAUGACUGUGGGCUCCGAGGCAUGCAGCUGCUGGUGUUCCCCAAGCCAGGCCGCACUGUCCGCUUCAAGGUCCUAGAUGAAUUUGGGAACCAGUUCGAGGUGAACAACUGCUCCAUCUGCUACCACUGGGUCACUUCUGAGCCCCAAAGGCCAGCGGUCCUCUCUGCUGAUUACAAAGGCUGCCACGUGCUGGAGAAGGAUGGACGUUUCCACCUGACAGCCUUCAUACAAGCCGUGCUGCCUGAUGGCCGCGUGGAUGUAACGCAAGAUGUCACUCUGAUCUGUCCCAAACCAGAGCACGCCUGGACUCUGGACCCCACCCUGGUGCCACCCCCCUCACCAUCGCCUCCUAUGCUUCGCCCUCCAGCCCUCCCCUCUGCCUCCAGCCACACUCUGCCUGGCUCUGGUCAUAGCUUUGCCAGAACGCUGCACCCAGAGUACAGUGCUGCCCAUCCAACCCCUGCCUCGCCCUCUCCAGGACCUGGUCCUGCUGGCCCCACGCUGCCUCCACCCCAAUGGGGCACCUUGGGACCCCAGGAAAUGGCUGAGCUGGAUUCCAUAGGUACCCAUCUGCCCCAGGAGCAGUGCCAGGUGGCCACUGGACACAUCCCCUGCAUGGUAAGAAGUAGCUCGAAGGAAGCGUGUCAGCAGGCUGGCUGCUGCUAUGACGAUGCCAGAGAGGUGCCCUGUUACUAUGGCAACACAGCCACCAUCCAGUGUUUCAGAAGUGGCUACUUCAUCCUGGUUGUGUCCCAAGAAAUGGCCUUGGCACACAGAAUCACACUGGACAACGUCCACCUGGCCUAUGCCCCUACCCGAUGCCCUCCAACCCAGAAGUUGAAUGCUUUUGUGGUCUUCCAUGUCCCUCUCACCCUCUGUGGAACCACAGUCCAGGUAGUUGGUGACCAUCUCAUCUAUGAGAACCAGCUGGUGUCUGACAUAGAUGUCCAAAACGGGCCACAGGGCUCCAUCACUCGGGACAGCAUCUUCCGGCUUCAUGUCCGCUGCAUCUUCAAUGCUGGUGACUUCUUGCCCAUCCAGGCCUCCAUCUUCCCACUUCCAUCACCUGUUCCUGUGACCCAGGCUGGACCCUUGCAGCUAGAGCUGCGGAUUGCCAAGGACAAGACUUUCAGCUCCUACUAUGGCGAGGAUGAGUACCCCCUCGUGAGGCUGCUCCAGGAACCUGUUCAUGUGGAGGUCCGGCUCCUGCAGAGGACAGACCCACGUCUGGUCCUGAUGUUGCACCAGUGCUGGGCCACCCCCGGUGCCAAGCCCUUCCAGCAGCCCCAGUGGCCCAUCCUGAAAGAUGGGUGCCCUUUUAAGGGAGACAACUAUAGAACACAAAUGGUGGCCAUGGACAGGACGGAACUGCCUUUCUGGUCUCACUACCAGCGCUUCACUGUCGCCACCUUCUUCCUCCUUGACUCCAGCUCCCAGAAAGCCCUCAGGGGAUUGGUCUACUUCUUCUGCAGCGCCUCCGCCUGCCACCUCACGGGGCCAGACUCGUGCUCCACUGUGUGCGGGUCUGGGAUGGCGGGACGAUGGCGACGAUCCUCAGGUCACUACAGCCACACCGCCAGGGCCCUGGACAUCGUGAGUUCUCCAGGAGCAGUGAGCUUUGAGGACUCUUCCGAAUUGGGGCUCUCGGGCUCCAGCAGAAACUCCAGCCCGAGGACUGUGCUUACUGCACUUCUGCUGCCCCUGGCUAUCACCCUGGUGCUAGGAACCAGUGUCUUUGUGGGUCUAAGCCAGGCUUGGAGCCAGAAGCUCUGAGAAAGUGAAGACUCG